AUGUAUUGGAAGAGUGAUCCGAUGUUCGUCUGCAGGCUGGAGGACAAGGACCUGCCCGCGCUCGGCGGCUCGGCGGAGAAGGUGUGCGGGCGGGGGGCGGCGCGGCCCGGGCGCCUGGUGCAGCUCGGUGGCCCCGGUCGCGGCGGUCCUGGCGGGACCCACAGCCCCGCAGCAGUUGACGAGGACUCCUGCUCUUCCUCCGCUGCCCUGUCGCCCUCUUCAUCGCCGCGGUCCAUGGCCUCAGGCUCGGGCUGCGCCCCCGGCAAGUGCGUGUGCAGCAGCUGCGGCCUGGAGAUUGUGGACAAGUACCUGCUCAAGGUAAAUGACCUCUGCUGGCAUGUGCGCUGCCUCUCAUGUAGCGUUUGCAGAACAUCCCUGGGAAGGCACACCAGCUGCUACAUCAAAGAUAAAGAUAUCUUUUGCAAACUUGAUUAUUUCAGGCGGUACGGAACGCGCUGCUCGCGCUGCGGGCGCCACAUCCACUCCACGGACUGGGUACGGAGGGCCAAGGGGAACGUCUAUCACCUGGCGUGCUUCGCCUGCUUCUCCUGCAAGAGACAGCUCUCGACGGGAGAGGAGUUCGCUUUGGUUGAGGAGAAAGUCCUUUGCAGAGUACAUUACGACUGCAUGUUGGACAACCUGAAAAGAGAAGUGGAAAAUGGUAAUGGGAUUAGUGUGGAAGGAGCAUUACUAACAGAACAAGAUGUUAAUCAUCCAAAACCAGCGAAAAGAGCUCGGACCAGCUUCACAGCAGAUCAGCUCCAGGUUAUGCAAGCACAAUUUGCUCAGGACAACAAUCCAGAUGCACAAACACUUCAGAAACUGGCAGAAAGAACAGGCUUGAGCAGGCGUGUUAUACAGGUGUGGUUUCAGAAUUGCAGAGCACGCCAUAAGAAACAUGUUAGUCCUAAUCAUUCAUCUACUGCUCCUGUCACAGCAGUUCAGCCCUCCAGGUUGUCUCCACCCAUGUUAGAAGAAAUGGCAUACUCUGCAUAUGUACCCCAGGAUGGGACUAUGCUCACUGCUCUGCAUAGCUACAUGGAUGCUCAUUCACCUACAGCUCUUGGACUUCAGCCUUUGUUACCCCAUUCAAUGACACAACUACCACUAAGUCACACCUAA
This is a messenger RNA of Cinclus cinclus, 1122 nucleotides long. It is a transcript of the gene LHX8, whose product is annotated as LIM homeobox 8. The transcript has 8 exons. Gene Ontology annotation, molecular function: RNA polymerase II transcription regulatory region sequence-specific DNA binding; DNA-binding transcription factor activity, RNA polymerase II-specific. NCBI's taxonomy places the organism in Eukaryota, Metazoa, Chordata, Aves, Passeriformes, Cinclidae. Gene Ontology annotation, cellular component: nucleus. Bases 1 to 1122 code for a protein of 373 amino acids. The record is from RefSeq and is a predicted model, not a curated record. Gene Ontology annotation, biological process: regulation of transcription by RNA polymerase II; forebrain neuron development; neuron differentiation.